CCAGUUCGCGCGCGGCGGUUUGUGUGCCAACAGUGCGGGCGGCGGAGAUCUGCAGACGCGGCCACUGCGGUGUCCACACGGUAGCGAGCGCCCGGCGAGGAGAGAAAGUGCGUCUUUCGGUACCUCGCUUGCAAACAGCUGACCAGGAUCCUGUUUUAAGUUGACGCCAACAUCAUCUGAAUACAAAAUGACCACUGCUAGAAGGAAAGCUGUUUUUCUGCCAUACCAUUUGCUUGUGGCUGUGGUGUUGAUUGCUGUGCUGAUCUGUGAUGUCCAGCAUGCUGUAGCAGAUCCUGUUCCAGGGCCAUGCAUCAAGGAUGACCAUAUGUGUGUCAGAGAUGCUGAAUGCUGCAAUGGUUGCUGCCUGGAAGGAAAAUGUGUCAAAUACGCGGACCGGUGCUCGCCGGCGGCGAACGCGUGCUCGGUGCACGAGUGCCCGCCGGGCCGCGAGUGCUACCUGCAGCAGGUGCAGUGCGCCACCGCCGACUGCCCGCCCAUCCCGGCCUGCCGGGACCCCGACUACGACUACGACGACGAGUAGGCUCUCCACCGUGGAGCCACUCCACGGCGUCUGUCUCAGGGAACCCGCACCACCCAACAGCCUCACUCACCCGCUUCACUUCUGCUUAACGAGACACCCGCUCGGUGGUUCAGUGUCUGGCACUCCACGAAAAAUCAUUGAUAAUUUGCGAGCCUACACUCAGGUGUCAGAAUUGAACUGAACCAGAAAAUAAUUCGUACACCUUAAGAUAGGCAACCCAUCUACAUCAUGUGCUCCACGUGCAAAUGGCGUAAGCUGGGUUGCCUAUCGUAAGGGGCAUGAAAUAUUUUGUAAGCCAUUUCACUUCUGCUCACCCUGUGUAAAACACCUUCAUAGGACUUGUUACCAUCUCUGAAGUUGUCUCCGCCGUAUUUUCCAGGUGUGAAGUUCGUCUGUCCGAAACAGUGUCGAUCUCUUCUUAAAUACACACUAGUAAUAAAAAUACGAUACUGACUUAGAGGGAUCAUAGGGGGCAUCUUGAGCAUAGGAAGCCAUGUCUGGAAAACGUAUCCAACAGAGGUAGAGAACGUCCACAGGGAUUAACCCUCGGACAGAAGAGAUGAGAUUUUUCGCUACCAGAUUCUAAGCAGAGUUAUGAUAGGCGUGAACGCCUUCGGCGCCGUGUAAGGUCUUCAGUGCUUUCAGAUGUUUGCUGUCGAAGCGACUAUUGGCAGGGUUUGUCCCCUGUAAUUUCGACGCUCUGUAGAUCACUGGAAGGACUUUUCCGGACAUAUCUCCCUAAACUCAUUUUUCCAAAGUUGUAGUGAGUUUAUCCGCAUUUCGGCAUCGAAAUGAGUGAAUGGUAACACUUAAAAGUUUGUGUCGGACUGGCACUCCACUCCGGACCUCCCGCCUCAGCCAUCUGAGCAUGCUUCCCAUUCAACCCAAAUUCCCAGCCUGUUACAACCUACUGACUUAGCGCCGCAUACCAAUGGACCACUUACUCGUAGUUCUUGUGUCCGGGAAGAGCUCGGGCAUGGCACCGAAGAAAGGAUCAUUGGUCUUAGACACCCCGAUCCCUUACGGGAAUCAGGAACUGUGAGUUAGGGCUUUAUGGGUAGCAGUGUAACAGGCUUGGAACUUGGGCUGUAUGGGAAGUGUGCUCGAAUAGUCGAUGCGGUUGAGGCGGCCGCUCGCGUUCAGCGGCAGAUUCGGGUUAGAGUCCCGGUCUGAAACUAAUGUUCACCUACUACUACUGAUUCAUUUCAAUGCGCAAAUGCGGCUAACGUCAUUAAACCAUUGCAGCAAUCUAUUGUAUGGCUGCUGGAUCAAAUAAGAUGUCUGUUCUUCCACAUCUCACUUUUGGUCCUAAAGAGAGUUUCUACAACCUCUGAAAGUUUGUCGGUAUCCUUUUAUUUCACUCUGAGUAUUUCUUGUAAAUUUACUUGUUUUAUCUACUGGAAAAUCAUACUUUAGUGUACUUAUUUCAAUAACAAGUGUGGUUUUUCAGACAUUCAGUGCUUCUCAGUACGAAUAUCUCACUCUGCAGAGGAAUGUGCAGUAUUCUGAAACGUUGUGGCAUAUUAAAACAAGGAACCUUGUCCACCGCGGGCAUUGCUGUUACCGACUGAGCUAUCCGGGUACAGCUCACGACUCGCUCUCACAGCUUCGUCGUGGUACUCGGAGAAUGGCAGUUAAAGCUGUGAGGGCAACUUGUAGUACCUGUACUGCUCAGUCGGUAAGGGGUUCCAGAUUCGAGAAUCAGUACAGCACACAAUUUUAAUCCAUCAGGACGUUUCAUUCGAAACUUUAUGUUCGUCCAACGUUUUGAAUUAUCUAGAGUUGAGUACAAUACUGCAGAAGGUGCGAUAGAAAUGUAAAACAAGUGUCCUGUUGAAACUAAUUCAACAAUAAAAAUAAGUCAUGACAGUAACUGCAUAUGAAGUAAGUCUUGUAGCUUGGAAAUAGCAUAUACGGCUUUUUACAUCGUGCAAAUUUCAUAUAAUGUAGAAUGAAAUAAAUUAUUUUCCGGUCACAUUCAGAGAGACAAAUUCUGACAAACACAGUAACUGUGUUUUAAUGGUUAACAAAGAAAAGAACUGAUGACAUUAACUUUAAAAAGUGUACUUUUGAUGAGUCUGGACGUACACACAGUAUGACUCUAAAUAUGAGUCUACAAUUUCUAAUAGUAAUAGCGUAAGCACGAAACUAAAAGCUAAAUACGAACACGAAAAAACUCAAAAUGUUAACAAAAUUUUAAAAAAGUACGAAUUUACAAUAUAAUAGGCGCUUACCGCCUACACCAUUGUUCAUUAUUCCUGUGGAAGAUAUCCUACAGGAUGGCGGGAUUAAUCUUCCCGUUGCAGCUGUGAACAGUGAAACGAAAACUUAUUUAAUAAUUGAGAAUUUAACAAAUUAUUACAUCUAUCAUCAUCAAAGCAAUUCGAGACUGCAUGGAGGACGUUCGACGUCGAGAAUACAUAUACAUUUACAAUUAAGUGGCUGAGGGUAGUGAUACACAAUUAUAUGUCUUUAAAACAUCCGUAUCUGGCAAAAAUUUGCAGGGUGUGACGUAGUCUUACGCACAUAUAAUUUAUGGCGUCAUAUUUAAAGUACAUAAAUAUCGAAAAGCAUGGACAAGAUUUUGGUAGGAAUUAAGAAAUGAUAGGUUCGCACACAACGCAUAAAACGGACCCAUUAGAACGCAGCGAACCUUUUUCACAUCAGUCGCCCGUAUGACAGUAGAAACGAGACAGAAUACGUAAAAAAUAAACAAUAAUUUUUCGGUUAUUGCUUUGGAUAUUUUUUAAAUGUCAGAAUGUUAUUCUUUCCUGCGAACAUAACAAAAAUGACGGGGAGGAAUAAUUUUUAGGUAUUGUCCUUUGUCGCAUCAUACGCACUCAGUAAAAUUUUUAGGGGGAUGGGAUGAUAGCUUCUGAUUUUUGAUGAUUGUUGAACGUUGUCGAUUUGCAACUGAUGUAAAUCAACACUUCAUUCCAAAAUUACUGUCCACCUUCUGAAAACUGUAAGUAGCAGGUUCACGAAAAUCUGUAGUAACAUUCAAAGAUAUUUUUUCGUACUUACGCAUUUACAAAGGCAUAAGCCUAUAAAAAGCUAAAUAACUACACUUUGUAAGGAGUGCCACCUCGAGUUCCUUGCAGACUCACUAUUUUCAAGCCAUGGUGAUGUCUACAGAGAUACCAAGAGUGUAAAUACUUGACUUACAGAAUCUUUACUUAUGUAGCAGCAGACAUUUCUAAACGGAACCGUUGUAAUACGAAUAUUAGUUUUAUUGUUUAUAGUUACCUCAGCAGACGUUAUAAAUAAUCUAUAAUUUGUAGCUUAGAACAAGCCAAUUAUGGAAAAAUACUUAUUAUGUGUAGAGUAGCGAUUUAUGAAAUGCUUAUUUAUAAUUGUGAAAAUAAAUAUGACUACUUAACCCGU
Schistocerca piceifrons (Central American locust) is the source of this 3925-nucleotide messenger RNA. RefSeq lists its product as uncharacterized. Lineage: Eukaryota; Metazoa; Arthropoda; Insecta; Orthoptera; Acrididae. The coding region runs from base 188 to 541 and encodes 117 amino acids. The transcript has 4 exons. The record is from RefSeq and is a predicted model, not a curated record.